Messenger RNA from Haliotis rufescens (red abalone), 1111 nucleotides. Its product is annotated as vitelline envelope sperm lysin receptor-like. Lineage: Eukaryota; Metazoa; Mollusca; Gastropoda; Lepetellida; Haliotidae. The transcript has 10 exons. The coding region runs from base 66 to 1037 and encodes 323 amino acids. The record is from RefSeq and is a predicted model, not a curated record.
CAUUAUCUCGUAGCACGUGCCGAGUCAGAGCUGAGAGAAUUGAGCCCCCCCCCCCAAAGGCCAAAAUGCCAGCUCGUGUGACUAUCUUGGCGAUUCUUAGCUACAUGGCUACCACCCAGGCAAUUGUACCACCGGGACAUAUAAUGCACAUUAAUCCUGCGUGUGGCAGUAAUGGAGUCGGUGACGCCGUCGUCAAACUAGUCACCGACUACGAAACCGGAGCUAAGGCCACCUGUGCUGGAGGUAAGAUGGUGGACUUCGUCUCCAGCAAUGGCGUGGAAUAUACGUUGCCGGUGUCCUACCCAGUUGCCGGCGGGGGAACCUCCAAGUGUAAAUUUGUGAAAGCGAAAGACGCACUGGUGUUCACAAUCCAAGUGUUUGUUGGGUACGGUGCUCCUGGCAGUCGCAUCCACCAGUACGAUGAGCACUACACCAUCAGCUGCUCCUUCCAGCCAGCCGCCAAUAAGAAAAGCGGUUCCGUCACCGUCAGCCCUGGAAUCAACCCAGCAAAGGUGAUCGCUGGAAAUUUACCCCCUAAGAGCAAGUCCAUCAUCCAUUUGUACAUCGUGGAUGUGAUUGGGAGGAAACUUGGCUCCGCGGCUCCGGCAGGCAAGAUGGUGAGGCUGCAGGCGGUCACUCUAGGACUUAAGGACAAAGGCAUCAGGCCCGAAUCUUGUGAUGCUUUGAAUUCGAAGGGUGGCAGGUUUCCUGUUCUGAGAUCAGGGUGUGGAGAUGGGAUGGUUAUAAAGAGGACAAAAGGCUUCCUUACUGCCGGCAAGAAAACCUACAGUUCUUUCUUUAAGCUGUUCAUUGUUAAUGGGGAUCCGUUUCUCAGUUUUGUGUGUAACUUCACGGUGUGCGACACAACGUGUAAUGGGUCGUCGUGUUCUGCGAGGGCAUCGGGACGUAGACGCCGAGAUCAGUCAGGUGAGAGUGCUGGUACAUUUUUCUGGAGUUCAAAGAGCCAGGCCUCGACCAAAGUUGUGACGUUGACCAGUGACCCUAUUGACGUUCAUGGGGGCAUGGACCAAGUUUAACGGCUUCAUUGUUAGAAGCAACCAGUGAAGUGUACUUUUGUUUGGUUUUGGGUGAAAUAAACUUCAGAAAAAUG